AAGCACCUGCUCCUCUGAGUCUGAAGCAGCGGCUGGACAUUCUCAUCGGCAUUGCACGUGGCUUUGAGUACCUCCACAGCUUCGGCAUUGUGCACCGCGACAUCAAACCCGCCGACAUCCUCAUCACCGAUGACAUGCAGGCCAAGAUUGCAGACUUUGGGCUGCUGAGGAUGGGAGAGGGAACGACAGUGGGCACGACCCGCAUCAUGGGAACACCGGGCUAUGUGGAUCCAGUCUAUUCGAAGACGUUUAAGGCCACCGCAGCCAGUGAUGUCUACAGCUUUGCUGUGCUCAUGCUUGUGGUGCUCACUGGACGCCCUCCACUCUCUGAGGAGGAUGGGGAAACCACGAAGAUCAUGCCAUGGGCAUCUGAGUGCCUAUCUUCGGGUGACUUGGGGAGCCUCAAGCACCCCACCAUGGACGCCCCUGGGGAUGCCGUGCUGCGCUUGGCUGGGCUGGCAGUCAGCUGCACUGUGGAGCGCACUGCAAGCCGCCCAAGCAUGGCGCACAUUGCCAACGAGCUUCAGUCUGUCAGGGAGGAGGUGGCGGGGAAAGACGAGCUGAGCGCUGCCGUUAAGGUGGAUUCCCAGGUUCAGGAGAUGAAAGAUUCUUUCGCGGGUGUGGAAAGUCUCGAGGAACAACUUCAGAUGAUAGAGGAUAACAGUAGCUUCAUCAACAAACACCCAGUCUAG
This is a messenger RNA of Closterium sp. Naga37s-1, 692 nucleotides long. The record is from the annotation of a GenBank genome assembly. Lineage: Eukaryota; Viridiplantae; Streptophyta; Zygnematophyceae; Desmidiales; Closteriaceae.